AUGACUCGACAGAUCGUGCUCCCCCGCCAAGCUCAAGUGACAAACCAGAAGAUGCGGUUCGCCGAGAUCGUCGGAGAAACAACCGCAGACUGUGCCGCCGUAUGCUGCUGCAUGCCUUGCGGGCUUGUGAAAUUGCUCGUUCUCACCAUGUAUAAGUGGCCUGCGGGGCUCUGCAGGAAAGCGUUAAAGCACAUGAAGAAGAAGAAGGAGCAGCAGCGCUUGAAGAACAGACUUUUGUCGCAGAAGCAGAGGUGCACUUGUGGAUGCAACGAGACAGAGUUGCAAGCACUCCCAGUUUCGGUGGAUUUGUUGCCGUUGGAUAACUCGGACAAGGACGACCAGACGGCAAAGGAGUUUCUUGAGUUGGACAAGGAGAUGUGGGACCAGUUCUACAAUGCUGGAUUCUGGAGAAGUCCUUCAAACAGGGAUUAG
Molecule: messenger RNA, 432 nt
Organism: Telopea speciosissima
Lineage: Eukaryota; Viridiplantae; Streptophyta; Magnoliopsida; Proteales; Proteaceae
Exons: 1
Coding region: 1-432 (143 amino acids)
Source: RefSeq, a predicted model, not a curated record